AUGUUCUUUCUAGCGGCAGAUGAGACAAUGGAUAAUUGGUUUGGCGAUUAUUCUGAUUCAUCAAUUCAAAAGCAUCGUUUUCGAUGUUCAGAAACUGAACAAACUUCUUUCACGGUCAUGUCAAUUGGAGAUAAUCGUGUCAAUUGUAAGAAAAGCAAUCACGAUGAAUAUUCUGAAAAGUACAAUGUCGAACUUAAUCAUAUCAAAUGUGUUAGUAGAGAUUCUGCCGAUUGUAUAUUUUUUCGACAAUACAUUGCAGAAUCGUCCAUCGAAGACACAGACAACACAGAAAAAGUCGAUAACUCGAUGAAAUUCUGGAAUUCCUGUGAUUCCUAUUGGGAAAAGAGUUAUGGUGCUGAUGAAACUGACUGUCAUCAAUGGAAAUGUCCAUCACAUUACACGUCCAAAGAAUUUUACCAAUGUCGAUCAGGUCAAUGUAUUUCCGAAAAUAGGUUGUGUGAUGGGGUUUGGGACUGCUCAGAUGGAACUGAUGAAGAAGGCAUACAGCUGUUAACAGAGCACACAGUCGGUGAACAUAAUUUGAAAUUAUUUCAGCUACUAAAAACAAAUUUAACCCAACAGAAAAAUCGAUGUUUGAAAGAGAAUUCAGUACGUUCAUUCGCACAAUUGUGUGACAUCACAACUGAAUAUCCUUGUCUGUUGGCGAAUGUAGAUGAUCCAUUGAGUUUUCGAUUAAAUCGGCCAUGUAUUAAUCUGAGACAACUGGGUGAUGGUCGUGUUGAUUGUUAUGGCGGAUUAGAUGAACGAAAUAUAUUGAAUUGUACAUCGCAUAAACAGUUAGGUUUUGGAUUUAAAUGUAAUAGCAAUGACAGUUGUAUUCAAAGAAAACAACAAUGCAUUACUGAUAAUCAAUGCCUUAAUGGCAACGAUCGUCUACUAUGCAUUUAUUUAUAUAAUAACUCAAAUGUGAAAUGUAAUGGUCAACUUUCAACCGCGACUGUGAAAGAUGUCCACUGUUUUAAUGGAAGCUGCUUGCCAGAUUCACGAUGUAACGGUUUGAUAGAAUGUCCAUUCGGCGAGGAUGAAUACUAUUGUCCAACUGAAAGUCCCUCGUCAGUGCUAGCUUAUCGACCACGCAUUAAGAAAUCUUAUUUUCCUUCAAUUAACAUACAACUACCAAAUUAUUCUCCAUUUUCUUUCCUAGUAAAUGAAUCCAAUGACAACAAUGACAAGAGCAAAACAUUAAAAUCACAGACAUCAAUAAUUGGUAAGUUCACAUUAUAA
This is a messenger RNA of Rotaria socialis, 1245 nucleotides long. The record is from the annotation of a GenBank genome assembly. NCBI's taxonomy places the organism in Eukaryota, Metazoa, Rotifera, Eurotatoria, Philodinida, Philodinidae.